Messenger RNA from Penicillium malachiteum, 1320 nucleotides. RefSeq lists its product as uncharacterized. The transcript has 2 exons. The record is from RefSeq and is a predicted model, not a curated record. Bases 1 to 1320 code for a protein of 439 amino acids. NCBI's taxonomy places the organism in Eukaryota, Fungi, Ascomycota, Eurotiomycetes, Eurotiales, Aspergillaceae.
AUGUCUACUUUAAACCCUUUUCGCCGGCAUCUGGAUGGCGGUGCUAUCACAGCUUCGACGUCUUCACCGACUGUAAAUCCUACGAAUACGCUGGCCUCCAACCUGAUCGCCAACCCCGCUAAACCGCUCCCUUCGGUGCCUGAUUACGGAAAGUCGUCGUUAUCGUUAGAGAUCGAGGAAGAUGACUCGACUUCUUCGGAUGAGAAGACUGCAGAUCCAUUCAAUCCUGAUUCCUCGGUCAGCGACAGUGAAGACAAUCUAGAGGCGCAGAACCCCAAAAGCUCAGUUCCGGGCGAUCAUCGAGAUUCUUUUGGGUCUGCUCCACACUCAGCUCCAUCCGCGGAUAGAGCUGGCACUCCCCCAGCCGAAGCUCCAUUGACACCCAGCGAAUAUGAUGUGCAGUCCAGAUUCAGUUCAACGGAAUCCAGCUCAGAUGAGGAUGUUCCGGUGACUCGAUCUGCAGGAGCACCGUCGCAGUAUAAACAAAGCACAAGCCCCGUCAGUCAGACCAGCCGAGACAAAAAGCCACCACCCCCGCCCAAGUCUCAUCAUGGCAAACGCAUCAACACUUCAGGUGAUACAGCAUCACAGUCAACGGCUUUCCGGUUAAAUAACCGAUUGUCUUUUCAUGCCUCAUCUCCCGAGAGCUUGAGCUUGCCGAGAACAGCAGGCACACCCAAUGCCAGCUCCACCCACCCCUCCGUCCCUGAUUAUUUCUCAAUUCAAAUAGAGAACCAAGCGGCAGUCGCCUUGAAUGGGUCCCUUUCACGAAGUGAUUCCCAGAAUAGGCGUCCACCUACGCCACCUCUUAGUCGACGACAGAAUCAAAUGCGGAGGUCCAAAUCGACUCAAUCCAAAUCAAGUGCCAGUCGAUUGACACUGUCAUCAGUGGACUAUGAGAGUAAUGAUAGCUCCCAACCACCCAGUCCGGGUCUGUCUACUAGAUCUGGGACCUCAUCUCUCUCCAGAGAUCGCAAGCGUACCAGUAUGCCUCCACCGUCUUCAACUAUAUCCUCUGGUGGAGCCUCAGACCAUCUCUCCCCUUCAACUAUAUCACCACGCCCGCAUCAUGGACGACGGGCAUCUUCAUAUGGAAAUAUAGUCACAGCCUCAUCAAGUGUGGCACCACCACCGCCUCCUCCUCGUCGGGCGCGUGGCAAUUCUCGUGGUGAAGGCAGGCCUUUAUCUCAGUUGAUUACCCCGGAGGAACCAUUGCCUCAACCUUCCAAUGCACAGGAUAUAUUAGCGGAUCUUUCACGCUUACAGAAGGAGGUGGAUGAUCUUCGAGGACAUUAUGAGAACCGCAAUUGUAGCCAGUAA